Molecule: messenger RNA, 4197 nt
Organism: Nothoprocta perdicaria
Lineage: Eukaryota; Metazoa; Chordata; Aves; Tinamiformes; Tinamidae
Product: translocating chain-associated membrane protein 1-like
Exons: 11
Coding region: 27-1142 (371 amino acids)
Biological process (GO): protein insertion into ER membrane; SRP-dependent cotranslational protein targeting to membrane, translocation
Cellular component (GO): endoplasmic reticulum membrane
Source: RefSeq, a predicted model, not a curated record
UCGCUUUGAUUGUUGGUGCUCCCGCUAUGGGGCUCCGCAGGAAAAGCAGGAGCCCGCUCGUGCUGAGCCACGAGUUCGUGAUCCAGAACCACGCGGACGCCGCGUCCUGCCUGGCCGUGGGUCUCCUGCUGGGGCUCAUGUUCGAGAUCACGGCCAAGUACGUCAUCAUCUUUAUCACUGUGCAGUACAAUGUUACCCAUGCCACUGAUGACCAGAGUGAACAUGUUCAUUUUUAUGACUAUGGUCCAAAAGACAUUGCCACUGUUUUCUUCUACAUGCUUGUAGCUAUUAUUCUGCAUGCUGUAAUCCAAGAAUACAUAUUAGAUAAAAUUAAUAGACGUCUGCAUUUGUCGAAAACAAAGCACAGCAAAUUCAAUGAAUCAGGACAACUAGCACUUUUCUACUUGUUGUCAUUUACAUGGGGAGCAAGUAUCUUGAUUGCAGAAGAAUUCAAGAUGAACCCAACCUCUCUGUGGAAAAACUAUCACCAUUCUCGUAUGCUUUUUCAGGUAAAAUUCUUCUAUAUUUGCCAGAUUGCCUAUUGGCUUCAUGCACUUCCAGAGCUCUACUUUCAAAAGGUCCGAAAGGAAGAUAUUCCAAGGCAGCUAUGUUAUAUUUGCCUUUACAUUGUUCAUAUCUCUGGUGCCUAUAUUUUAAAUUUGCAGCAUUUGGGACUGAUUCUCAUGGUACCUCACUACUUGGUGGAACUCAUUUUUCAUGCCUCACGCCUUUUCUACUUCAGUGAUGAAAACAAGCAAAAAGGGUUUACCAUUUGGGCUUUACUUUUCAUGAUGGCACGUCUUUUGACCUUAACUUUAUCAGUCCUCACAUUUGGAUUUGGUCUGGCAGGAGUAGAGAAUCCAGAUUUUUCCACAGCAGAUGGAAACUUCAAUGUACUCCCUGUGAGGGUUAGCUGCCUGACUGCCAUUUGUCUAACACAAGCCUGGAUGAUGUGGAAAUUCAUAAACUUUCAGCUGAAGAAAUGGAGAGAGCAUAUUCAGAACCAGAUUCCUAAGAAAAAAAUAACUAACACAAAGAGCAAACCAACAAAAAGGGAAUCAAACAGAGUYAACUUUGUUAAUGGAGUGGCAAAGUUGGAAGAUGGAGCGUCACUACGAAUAAGAAAAAUGAAACCAAUAUAAACUAAUUUAACAGAAGACUGUGACUUUAAAACUUGAUCCUGCAAAACUCUUAUUUGGAUAUUAUAUAAAUGGACACUAUCAGGUUAAUUUAAAACAUUUCUCUCAUUUAAUAACUUGCAUUUGUGACAACACAUCAUCUUUAAUCAAGGUUAACUUAAGGGCCUUGAAAUUUCACUUUUCUUUGACAAGAAAAACAGACGAAACUUUGAAUCACUGGCUCUGUGAUCAGAGUGCGAUCAGAAAUUACCACAUUUCUAUAAUAUUUGCAUUAGAGACAYUUCAGGAUUCUGUUUUCAUUUAAAGACUGCUUUCAUUUAAAACUGUUUCUGGAAAUAUUGCGGUAUAAUUAUUUUACAGAUAUGUAGAUGGUUCCAUUGAAUAUACAAAUAAUGAAGAUGAGCAGAUUGGUGAAACAAAGUAUUUCAUUGGCAGAAGAAAUAAGCGUAUAUGCCUUUGGAAGUAAAAUGAAUUGAGUCAAUUCUUUUGUUUGUUUUUUUUAUUAGUAUACUAAGAGAUACUGUGCAAGUUSAAAUGGGAAAUGAUUCUAAGGCAGAGAUGCGUGGUGAAGUUGCCUUUAAAUUUCACAUCGUUCCUUUCUGACUUAGUGGAAGUGAAUUGUCAGGAAAAUAGAAUCUGCACAGAAAAUAAUGAACUCACAGGAGUACUUUGCUUGUAUGUACUGUAAUGGACUCUCUUAAAAUUUACAAGAAUAAGACAAUUCCAUGCUCAUCUCUGCAACUGUCUGUAUUUAAUUUCUUUCACCCUGCUAAGAUAAAACUUACUGUUUUAUUCCAUGUUUAGAUAAACCUCUGUGCCACAUUCAGGUAUUCUCUUUGUGUAUUAAACUCAAUAUUUUAUAAGGAAGAUCUGAGACAUAGGGAGAGUAGCUCUGAAUUCUCAAGUCUUGUCAGCUUUUAAAUUACAACCUUUGGGAGCAAUGCCCAAAUGUCUAAUGGCUUUGAAAUGACUUUGAAACAGUAAAACCUAUUGCAAACCCCUGAUGCCAGGUAAACCCAAGCAUCUGAUGAUGAAGUCAAAACAAAACGCACAGUGGGAGUCUCAUAUAGAAGUGUUUAGAUAGAUGGGAUCCAACUAAAAGAUAGACCUAAGUUUAGGGUAACAAAUAGAAUGUACUGCUGCUUUGUUCUUAAAUCCCAUUUUUGUCAAAGGGCUUUUUUCAAAAGUUUCUGGAUGUGUGUUCCAGAGUGCUCAGGAAAGCUGCUUUUCAUAGUCUGUGCUAGGGCCUGUGUAACACCUCAGUGGUUAAAGGAAUGAAGGGGAUGUUGGACUUUUCAGUUCUUUAUUUUAAAGGUAGCUUUGUCAGUGUGGURUUAGGUUUUGUUUUUGUUUUUUUCCCCUGAAGACAGAAGCUGAUUGCAUUUGUCAUUUCCAAACAAUUUUAUGAAUGUCAAAUCCAGUAACAAUCAAAUUGGAUGCUGACUCAUUCCUGUAGACUUAACCGUGAAGUUAUAUAACUUAUCUGAAGUUAUGUAAAAUUUCCAUCAGCCCAAAUGUUGGGGCAUGUGUCCUAUGCAAUUAAUGUGUCCUGUGCAAUGAAUGAUCCUAUCAAGUCCUUUUUAUCUUUAUUUUAAGACUCUAAUUUAUGCAAAUUAUAAGACUUUUAGAGUAAUUGUAUGUUUUAUGUUGUCAAAAUCUAAACAGUAAAUUUAUGUGGCAGAAGUCCUUUGCAAGUAGUCAUAUGCGCAUCAUAAAAUAUCAUGCAUCUGYUCUUAGGGGAAAACUAAAGUUAGGUCCUCUUAUUUUUACCCCUCUUGUCUUCCUGGUGAGUAUGAAAGAGUUGCUUUACCUUAUGUUUGCUUUAUGAUUGAAUGACACUUUURGGCCAUGUAGAAAAACUUACUUUACAGAUUUAUAUCUUAGUUUUUGAAUGGUAUGAUGCAAGUGMACAGAUUGUUUCUGACAGAAACGUAUCAGCUCAAGAAUGCUUUUUGUUACGUUUUUUAUCUCCACUUCUUAGGUUCUGAACUGACCRUCUAGCAUGGAGUUGAGUGGAAGCUGUAUAGUGGUGACAAGAUGGGGACACUGCUGUUGCUCUUUGCCACUUSUGUUCAAGUCUAAUAAAUAACUGUUAUGGAUCAGAGUAGACUCUAAAAUGUAACAUGUUCUCAAAACUUUAUUAACUCCCAUCUCCCAAGUACAUGUGAGAUUUUCUGAAUGCUCAGUACGGGGGAAUGCUACCCAAUUCUGUGUAAAUAAUUAAUUAGUUUCAUUAUGUUGAAGUGGGGUGGGGGAGGCAAUGUUUUGUCUGCAUUUAUUUCUUAAUAUUAUAAGAACAGAUUGAUGCAUCCACUUAAAUUGAGGGAAUCAAUGUACAAUAUCUUUAUACCAUCUGAAUGGUGACUUUCGUCACAGAAAUUGGUAGGGGAGAAAUGGGUAAGAACACYGAGACUGUAAACUACAAGUAUUUAGGUGUGUAGUUUUAAAUCUUUGUAGCUGAAACUGGAUUUAUAGACUUAGUUAUCAUGAGUAAUGUUAACAAACUGAUAUGCUUGUAACAAUUUUGUUACGAUUAUCACCUAAAUUCUUCUGUAGAGUUGCUUUGCACUUAAACCAGCAAUGUAUUCCAUAUUACAUUGAUAGAAGUGUGAUUUAGCAGAUAAUACUGUUUUGUUUUUAAUGGCUGUUAAACUGUAUUUUAAUUUCGGUUAAUUAUCUUGUCUGUCCUUUUCUGGUUGAACAAUUAGUGUUGAAAGGCUUUAUUUUUAAAGCAUUAGGAAAAGAUAAUUUGUGUAAAUAUCACUUCAUCAAAAUUAUGCUUUUGUGAAAAGUUGCUAAAAAUACUGUCCUUUAUUUUUACUGAAGCACAACAGAGCGUUUGAUUCCAGGUUUUUGUUGUUUGGCAUAUAAUCCAUAGUACUAGGUCUGUGKUUUUUUUCAUGAAUGCAGUUUUUGAUUGGCCAUAUUAUCCAGCUAUGCAAUUCUGAUCCAUCUCAUUUUAGUUUAAUUUUGCCUAAUUUCCUUCAAUGACAUUAGAUCAUCUGUUUUAUUAUUCUGCUAAGUCAAUUACUUUUGGUACUCUGGUCAGGUAUGCAGA